GGACUGGCAGCCACACCCCAGGAGAGGUGUGCAGUGGCUCCAGCCUCCGGCUCCUUACAACAACCUGGUUGCAGCCCGAGGGAGAGGAUCAGUAACAAGCGUCAACUACAAGCUGCCCUGAGAAUUAAAACGGCUUUCGAAAGCAAAUAGAACAUGCGUGGAUUUCUGGAGCAGCCGGUCGCAUCGGAUGGAGACUGAGUGAUAUCGCCCAUGUGUCCCGGGGCCGGACUGACGACAAUCGCUCUGGGUCCUGCCACUCUGUGAUUCAUUCUAAUGACCCUCCACUGUAACUUCAGCAUCUCGAAUCGAUGUAAUGUGAAUGGUAUAAACAAUGGGAUUAUUAUUAUCCCAGUCAUCCUUGGCAUCUCCUCUGUGGUUCUGAUCACGAUAAUCAUAUGGAAGACCUGUAAAAUGAAGCAACAGAGGGAGCGUGCACCAGUUAUCCUCCUGCAAGACAAAUCUGAGCCUGUCCGUCAGCUGGAGAUUGAAAAUGGAUCGUUGUCGACGGCAACUGAACGGAUGCUGGCAACUAAAGACCCCUCUCUGAAGCAGUGGGAAAUUUCCCCCGAACACAUAGUUGGUAAUUUGGAAUAUAUGCAGAGUGGGAGUUAUGGCCCAAUGUAUAUGGCCAACAUCCUCUCUCUGGAUGGGUCUGGAGAAGUCAAAGCUGUGUUCAAGUCUCUUCAUGACAACGCAAGUGCAAAGGAAUUGAGUGACUACCUGGACCUGCUGAAGUUCCACACAAAGAUCUGUAAUCAUGAAUCCAUUGUGAAGCUGCUGGGCUGUCAAACAGAGAGAAUGCCCCUGUACUUGCUGUUGGAGUUCGUGAAUGGGGGAAACCUAUUGCACUCCUUGUGGAAAUCUCGUGAGACAGAAGCUCAAGCUGGAGGAGGAGAACUUAAACUCACUGAGAGAGAUGUAUAUAGCAUUGCAAAGCAAGUAGCAUGUGGACUGGAAUAUCUGACUACAAAGCACCACCUAAUCCACGGGGAUGUUGCUGCCCGGAAUUUACUGAUCCACGACAAUCUCACCGUUAAACUGACUGGCCUGAGCCUGGCCUUUGAUGUUUACAAGACGAGGACUCUCUCAUCCCACAAAGCAGCCCAGGUUCCCAUUAAAUGGCUUGCACCCGAGAGGAUAAUGAAGCUGCCAAUUACGGAGAAGAGUGACACGUGGUCUUUUGGAAUUCUUGCCUAUGAAAUAAUUACUCUAGGUUCUCCUCCAUAUCCAGAACUUCAGCCUCUGGAGGUGUUUCCAAAACUGCAAAGAAAUUAUAGAAUGUCGAAACCAUCUAAUAGCAGCAAUGCACUAUAUGAUCUGAUGAAACACUGCUGGCAAUGGAAGGCAUAUGAUCGGCCAAGCUGGUCAGAGUUGAUCAAUAAACUCAAUUCCUGGAUGAAUACUGCUGACAAGGUUGAAUUGCUAAAGGUAGCCGAUGAUCUGGACCUUGACCAAUACAAGCAAGCUGCUGGUGUUUUCUAGCAAGAACUACAAUGCAAAAGCUGCUUGGCUGGGACCAUUUUAUAACUGCAAGUGUUGAGGCAAAUGCUGAGUAUUAAUCUCAGUCGCAGAAUACUGCCUGCUAUACAGACUGUGAAUUUGUGCUCUGGCUGGCCAAGCUGUGACUGGAUUGGAUUAUGCAGUGGAUUAACCCAAUACUCUGUUAUGACUGAUGACUUGGAGAAGCCCUCUUGGGCUGUGGUAACCCAGGAUCUUUCACUGCUGUUGCUGAAAUUCAGUGAUGGCUUGAAUCUAACACAAAACCACUUGUACAACCAACACUGCACUCUGAUGUUUGACGGCUGAGGAAAGAUAAAUCUGCUGGAGGACGCAAUUGGACUGUUGCAAUCGGGGAGUAGCAUGCAGUAAACUCCAGAAUAUAAGCUUGAGUGUACUCGGGUCAUGAUUAGUGGUGAGGUUUCUUAGUUAAAGGAGAAGAAAUGGUAACAUAUUGUUAUAUACAAUUGACUAAGCUGUCUGCUGUGAAGUUCCAAUACAUAACAUCAGUUUUGUUUUGGCUUCAACCCCUGCACUUGUAAAACAGGCUGCUACUAAAAAAUAUCAGAUAAAUUCUACAGGUCACUGUGAAUCUCCAAAUGUAGGAGUAAUUUUCUUGGGUGAGUUGAGAUUGUGGUGUACUGGAAGGCAUUUGCAAAACUUGAAAAUAAAUUUAAAAUCUGGUUAAA
Amblyraja radiata (thorny skate) is the source of this 2186-nucleotide messenger RNA. Its product is annotated as tyrosine-protein kinase STYK1. The record is from RefSeq and is a predicted model, not a curated record. NCBI's taxonomy places the organism in Eukaryota, Metazoa, Chordata, Chondrichthyes, Rajiformes, Rajidae. Gene Ontology annotation, biological process: positive regulation of kinase activity; protein phosphorylation; multicellular organism development. Gene Ontology annotation, molecular function: ATP binding; transmembrane receptor protein tyrosine kinase activity. Bases 274 to 1482 code for a protein of 402 amino acids. Gene Ontology annotation, cellular component: plasma membrane; signaling receptor complex. The transcript has 10 exons.